AUGUUGGCGUUCCCAGGAAUGGAGCAGUACCUGUGGAUGGUAGUGGUGGGGGCCUUUGUGGCCUUCGGGUUUGGGUGGGCCACAGGGUCCAACGAUGUUGCCAACGCCUUCGGAACCUCCGUCGGUGCCAAGACUCUGUCCCUCCGCCAAGCUGUCGUUAUUGCCGCUAUCUUCGAGGCCGGCGGCGCCCUCCUGCUCGGUCGCGUGUCCACUAACACAAUCGCGGGCGGAAUCGCUGACAUCAACUCCUUCCUGGAGGAUCCUGAGGUUUACGCUUACGGCAUGAUCUGCGCCCUGCUCGUGGGCACCAUCUGGCAGGGCCUCGCCUCCAAGAUGGGUGUCAACGUCUCUGCCACGCACUCCAUCAUUGGCGGUAUCGUCGGUUUCGCCCUCGUCUGGGGGGGCAGCGACGCAGUCAUCUGGGCCCAGAAGGCCGCCCCCGGGGAGGUUGCCUUUCCCCCCUACAAGGGCGUGAUCUCCAUCAUUCUCGCCUGGUUCAUUGCCCCGGUUCUCACCGGUUCCGUAGCCGCGCUCCUGUUCUUUACGCUUCGCUUUUUGGUGCUUCGGAGGCAGAACGCGUACAACCUGGCCUUCUGGGUGUUCCCCCCGCUGGUGCUCAUCACGACCUGGGUCAAUAUGUACUUUGUCUUCACCAAGGGCGCCAAGAAGGCCCUGAGCACCGGUGACGACAGCUGGACAGACACCAAGGCCGUGUGGGUUUCUGCGUGCAUUGCGGGCGGUGCUGCAAUCCUUAUGGCCCUUCUCACCCCCGUCCUGAAGAAGAGGGCCGACUCCAACUUCGACGCCGACGGCAAGCGCAUCAACAAGGAGAUCCCCCUCGAGGACAUCGAAGCCGCCAAGAAGACCGAGGGCGAGGAAGAGCAGCCCCAGUCUCUGUACAGCAAGGCCAAGACUGCCGCGCUUUACGGAACCAGCUACAAUAUCCACGCUAUCAUCGACUCUGACGCGGCCGUGCACAAGAUUCACUCGGGCGCUGAGGUAUUCGAGGAGCGCGUCGAGUUUGCCUUCGGCUACCUCCAGGUCUUCUCCGCCAUCUGCGUCAUCUUUGCGCACGGCGCGGGCGAGGUCGGUUACAUGGUCGGCCCCCUAACCACCAUCUGGAAGGUUUACGGGGACGGUUUCCUAGCCAAGAAGGUUGACCCCCCAAUCUGGGUCGUCAUCAUCGGUGCGACCGGUCUGGUUAUCGGGUUAGCGACCUACGGUUACAACGUAACCCGGACCAUGGGAGUGCAGCUGGCCAAGAUCACCCCCGCGCGCGGCUUCUGCGCUGAGCUGGCGACAGCUGGCACCAUCAUGUUCGCUGCGCAGUACGGUCUCCCCACUUCUUCCAGCCAGUGCAUCACGGGAGCUAUCGUCGGUGUCGCUCUUUUGGAGGGCGCCAAGGGCGUCAACUGGAAGAUCUUCGUAACCCAGUUCGUCUCCUGGGUGCUCACUCUGGUCGCCGUCGGCGGCUUUGUCGCCCUCAUCUUUGCUCAGGGCAUUUACGCCCCGUCCCGCCAGUCCCUCACCCAGCAGCACCAGUACGAAACCCGGGUUAGCAACCUAACCACGAACCUGUACAAGGACUUCAACACCUCCCUGUACGCAUACCGCGCGGGCGCGGCCGCGGGCGCGCUUCCGACUCUGUCCGCCGCCCAAUGGUCGUCUUUGAACUCCUCAGUCGCCAAGGCUUCGAGCACCGCGAAGGGAUUGGUCGACCUCAAGAAGAGGCAGACAGUCGAGGCCAAUGACGUGAUGACCAACCUGUACAAGGCGAUCGCGCUGUUCCAGCAGAACACCGUAUUGACACUCGGCCAGGCGGCCGUCUUCAACGGCUCCACCGGCUGCAACGCAGUGUCAAGCGCGGCGACCCCCGCCCUGUGUCAAGCGCCCAAGCUGCUGCCCACCGCCUACCAAACCAGGUUUCCUUAG
Molecule: messenger RNA, 1932 nt
Organism: Klebsormidium nitens
Lineage: Eukaryota; Viridiplantae; Streptophyta; Klebsormidiophyceae; Klebsormidiales; Klebsormidiaceae
Source: the annotation of a GenBank genome assembly